UUGGUGCAACGACACAAAACAAUCUAUAGAGCGGUUCUCUGUAUUACUAUCCAAACAGUGCAAGAUUGAUCCUGAACGAACCAGCCGACAUACAUGUAUGAAGUUUAGGGGCAGAAAUCAAGAUUAAGUAAGAGAUCAAGGUAAACACCUAGAUUCAAAUUGACCUAGGGGAUGGAUUCUCCCUUGAGGGUGGGCUUCAUUGGCGCAGGGAACAUGGCCUUUGGCAUAGCUAAGGGCAUGCUGUCAGGUGAUGUCCUUCCCUCAAAUGUUACAGUGAGUGCCCCAUCUCAAAGAAACUUUGGAUGCUUUCAGGAAUUGGGGGUUGCUGUCACUCAUUCUAAUGUCGAUCUGGUCAGAAGUUCUGAUGUUGUUUUUAUAGCAGUCAAACCACACUUUGUUCCAACUGUCCUCAAUGAGAUAUCACAACAUGUGACGCAGAAACACAUGAUUAUCUCUGUGGCAGCAGGUGUGACUAUCACAACACUUGAGGGGCUCUUACCUGCAGAAACGGUUGUCCUCAGGUUGAUGCCCAACCUACCCUGCCUUCUCCAGGAGGGGGCGAUGUUGUUCUCACGGGGCUCACAGGCACGACCAGAGGACGGGGCUAUGCUCAGCUCACUGUUGCAGCACUGUGGCCUGGUGGAGGAGGGCCCAGAGGCCUGGAUUGAUGUGCACACAGGUCUCAGCGGCAGUGGAGUGGCGUUUGUGUACCUGUUUGCAGAGGCGCUGGCUGAGGGCGCCGUGAAAAUGGGCAUGCCAAGUGCUCUAGCACACAGCAUUGCUGCUCAAACUAUACUGGGUGCUGGUCGGUUGUUAAAGGACUCUGGGAAGCAUCCGGCUCAGCUGCGUUCAGAAGUGUGUACCCCAGGAGGGACCACCAUCUUUGGACUUCAUGCCUUGGAGCAAGGUGGCCUGAGGGCUACAACGAUGAACGCCGUGGAGGCUGCUACUGAUAGGGCCCGGGAGCUUGGCAGGAAGUCAGCAGGAACAGGAGACAGGAAGUGAGGAUUCUCCGUUUUCCUCCCUGCCCAUAGCAUUCAUGUUGCUCAUUUGGGGAGGGGACUUUACCUGGCUAACAUCUCUUUGAAAAUACAAUGAAGAGACGUGGACACAGGACUUCAGAAUCGACAAGUCUUAUUUAACCAAAUGGCUGGUCUUUUGAAAUUGCUUGUGAUUCUAAACAUGUUCCCCUUCUAAGAUGAUCCACGAAUGUGAGCCAAAUGUUAUCAUGAAUGGGUUGUGAAAAGAUUGAUAAGAGUUGUGUAACUUGAGUUCUCAAGUGAUGGAGGAAGUUCUAAAUUAAAAUGUAUCCUGAAAGGAAUGUAUUACUGCUGUGAUCAAUUACAAGGGAACAUUUUAUAGGUGUUGGUCAGUCAUAAUGUGGAACCAAAAACAUGUCCAUAGUAUAUUCAGUAUUAUGUUAUUAAUAUUCCAUAUUUGACUGGAAUGGACACAAAUAUUCAUAUUAAUUGCUCAACAUUAAACUCAACUGAACUGUUGUGCAAUUGACAACAUUAGCCCAUAUGUCAAUGAAACUGUGAAUUCAUUUUUAUGGACUAAAAAAAUAUAACCUGGUUAUCUUUGUCCUAUUGUAACCAAAUAUCUCAAGGCUG
Molecule: messenger RNA, 1613 nt
Organism: Osmerus eperlanus (European smelt)
Lineage: Eukaryota; Metazoa; Chordata; Actinopteri; Osmeriformes; Osmeridae
Gene: pycr3
Product: pyrroline-5-carboxylate reductase 3
Exons: 7
Coding region: 172-1005 (277 amino acids)
Biological process (GO): L-proline biosynthetic process
Molecular function (GO): pyrroline-5-carboxylate reductase activity
Source: RefSeq, a predicted model, not a curated record